Messenger RNA from Ostreobium quekettii, 169 nucleotides. Lineage: Eukaryota; Viridiplantae; Chlorophyta; Ulvophyceae; Bryopsidales; Ostreobiaceae. The record is from the annotation of a GenBank genome assembly.
GGCCGAGUGGUCGAUGGACCACAGCACCAGCGAGGAGCGGCCGUCCAGCGAGCCCAGCGCGGCGGAGCUGAGGCGCGCCAAGAACAGACGGCAGCAGCGCAGCUUUCGGCAGAAGCAGAGGAAGAAAAUCGAGGAGCUGGAGGUCAGCGCUCGCGAGCUGAGGCAGCAG